AAUGUGCUGUUACACGAAUAAUACAUUGUGCAGCUGGGGUAAUACCAUUUAGCCAAACACGAACUACGUCUAAUUUUAAAAUUAGCUUAUAUAGAUGUAAUGCAGUAGCAAUGCAGAAUUGUGUCAGGUGGAAUGCACCUCUACUCAGAUUGCGUUAACCUGGUUUUCAUUCUACUACUUUUUCGUCUAAAAUUAUUUUAGGCUAAUUUGGCAAUAGAUUCAGUGCAUUCAUAGAUGAACGUAACAUAUGGUUGGAGUUUUUUAUUUAAAAAAAUACUGUUAGUGCAAUUCAAUUCACAAGACGCGAGCUAUCCAUCAAGGCAUUUAAUAAACAGUUAUAUCGAAUUGAUUGCAAUAUGACAAUUUUUCUCCCCACGUUUGCUAGCGGUUUUCGCUGAAAAACGAACGAAAAACUCAGAUGACAGCUGAGAAAUUUCUUCGCAUAAGGGCUCUUGAAUCGCAAACCAGAUAUCAUUAAGGAUAAGAAUUAAGGAUCCUGUUGUCGUCCUGCAUCUAAUUUUCUGAUCUGUUUAUCUUAGGCUAGGAAAGUUGAGGAAAUAGAAUCGAAAUUAUUGCAACCUAACCCACGAUAAACAUAUUCAAAGAAACUAGACCAUAAAAUUAUUGAUGGGAAAAUAACAGAAUAGUAACCGGUACCUCGCCCACAGGAAUCACCUAUCUUGAACAACAAGCAAUUAUAUUUCUCAAAUCAGUGGUUCCCAACUGUUUUUGGCGCAUUUCUCUCCUGGCAUAUUAUUAAGCUCCCCUACUACGCAUAAAACAUAUUUGCAUUCAAUUUUUAACGUGACCUUUGCAUGCGAUACGUGUAACUAGUUAACUGUCUUUUGUUCAUUUUGAAUGGUUUAUAAUGUAUGCGUAUAUGUAAUAACAAAUACAAUAAUAAAUAAUUAAAAUAUAUUAGAAAUACUACACGCAAUCGCAACGUAUAAGUUCCUGCCCAGAAACAUUCAAUUUCCUUUCUGAUAAAGAAUUCGUCCUUGCUCGACAAACGUUCUCCAAAAUACUACUGGCAGUUGUUAUUGUGUGAAAAUGAGAGAAUAUUCUUGAAAAAGAAAGAACGUUCUGUAUAUAGUCACGUGUAAAAUCAUGUAUAAAAACAGCUGAGCUAUCUCGAUGUUAGUUACAUCGAUCGACAAAGCGAGAGAGAGAUAUAAUAAAACUGAAAAUGCCGCAAACGGUUAUGCCAAAGUACAAAACGUCCUCAGAUGGACUUAUGAUGUCAGAAUUUCCUAAGAUCAAGCAAACUGCAACGAGAAUAGGCGAUCCAAAUGAUGCGACCUACAGAUUAGCUAGUUUUUCUUCAUAUCUCAACGUACCAAUACAGCCGAAAAUUCUCGCCAAAGCCGGAUUUUACUACACGGGACAAGACGAUAUCACGCGUUGCUUUAGAUGUGGAUCACGUGUAAGGAACUGGGAGAAAGACGACAAUCCCUGUGAUUCAAAAUAUCACGAACGAGACUGUACAAUAAAUAGACAAAGACCAAUAGAUAUGCCAACCGCUGAGCAACAGUCGGUUUCUGCUACUCGUACACUUUCGUCGAAUUCGGGUCAAACGAAUACAUUGAAUGCGAUGGAAUCGAAUGCUCACGAGUUCAGUUCGGGUGCGGGAGCAACAAAUCAAGAACAAUUGUUUGAGACGUUCAAUCUGGACCAUCCAAUAAACCCUCAUAUGAGAAAUGAAGACGUUAGAAUGUCUACUUUUCGAGACAGAGGAAACUGGCAAGUUCGGAGAAUACAUGCAACUCCGGAACAACUUGCAAAAGCAGGCUUUUUCUAUUUGGGUGAAGAAGAUAAAGUGAAGUGUUUUUACUGCAAUGGAGGUCUGUGCGAUUGGGAAUAUAACGACGAUCCAUGGAUAGAGCACGCCAAGUGGUAUCCCCAUUGUGAGUUUACAUUGCAUCACAAGGGACCUGCGUUUAUAACAGACGUAACUUCACAAUUUCCAAACUUAACUCGGUCUACAACAACUUCGUACGAUAUUCCACCUCCUGGAGCACACGUGGUAUACCAGAAUUACGGAAGUUGGAUUCCGCCACGUCGAAAUGGAUUCUCUCGUUCUCGCGGCGCCGAAAUUGUGGAUCCGAGAGAAGAAGACAAAAAAAGAGAAGUUUUGAUAGAAUCGGCACUAGGUAGUUCUGAAUUAAUUAAACAAGCACGUGAUAUGGGAUUCACAAACGAAAAACUUCGAAGAGCAUUACAAAAACAAUACCAAGUCAAAGAGAGAAAUUUUUGCAAUAUUGACGAAGUACUGGUAACUAUUGGCAAUUUAGAAGACGAAGAACAUGUUGCAACGAGAACAAAUCACCCAUCCACAAAUCAAAAUUCAACUAACACAACUCUCAUGCCUAGUAAUCCCGAAGAUCGAGAAAAUCGAUUAAAACAACUUGAAGAAGAGAAAAAAUGCAAAAUAUGUUUAGAUGAAGAAGCAAAUGUUGUUUUCGUACCAUGUGGACAUUUAUCUACAUGUGUAUCUUGUGCACAAAGAGUAUCAAAUUGUCCAAUAUGCCGGUCGUACGUUCGACAAAAGAUCAAAACAUACAUUUCUUGAUAGAUUUUUAUUAACAUUAUUGUAAUAUGUUUCACUUAUUUUUUAUGGAAAUUUAUUUAAAUCUAACAGUGUUAUAUUUGAAACCAGUUUUCACUGGAAAAAAAAAAUUUUUGUUAACACAAGUCUCUUUUUUAUCAAAUCAUAUUAAAAAAUUGUAGAACGUUUUGUAUAAUAUUUAAUGUCUGUGUAAUUUUUUUGCAUGGAAAAUUUCAAUUAAAAAUGUGGUCCAUUUCCGUCUCUUUUUUGUCUUCAAUUUCAUUUUUAUACAUUGAAACAUUUCCAUAUAUACAUAUGUUCAUAUAUCUGGGGUGACCGUCGAAAAUGUAAUUUUAUUAUUAUUUCUUAUUUAAAUAAGUCAACCUCAUCUGCCAUAUAAUUUUUAUUUUGUGUGCAUUCUUGCCGAAUAACUGUGUGCAAAUUCAUCUGGAUAAAUGUAUAUUUUCCCUCCCAUUCAUAUAUGUAUCCUUUCAAGCCACGGUGAGGUGGGGUUCCGACACUAAAGCAUUAAACACUUUAACCCACUGGGCAAAUUGUGACACUGUCUAAAAAAUGAACACAGAACAUGUAUGCAGCAUUGUGAACAAUUUAAGACGACAAAAUAUAAAAUAUUUUUUGCGGCAAUUUAUUCAAAUAUGCUAUGUUUGGUAUCAUAUUUUACUUUUGAAAUCUAUUUAAUAAAAGUAUUUUGAUAAACA
Molecule: messenger RNA, 3264 nt
Organism: Styela clava
Lineage: Eukaryota; Metazoa; Chordata; Ascidiacea; Stolidobranchia; Styelidae
Product: baculoviral IAP repeat-containing protein 8-like
Biological process (GO): positive regulation of protein ubiquitination; regulation of cell cycle; negative regulation of apoptotic process
Cellular component (GO): cytoplasm; nucleus
Molecular function (GO): cysteine-type endopeptidase inhibitor activity involved in apoptotic process; ubiquitin protein ligase activity
Source: RefSeq, a predicted model, not a curated record